Molecule: messenger RNA, 1785 nt
Organism: Brettanomyces bruxellensis
Lineage: Eukaryota; Fungi; Ascomycota; Pichiomycetes; Pichiales; Pichiaceae
Exons: 1
Coding region: 1-1785 (594 amino acids)
Biological process (GO): transmembrane transport
Cellular component (GO): membrane
Molecular function (GO): transmembrane transporter activity
Source: RefSeq, a predicted model, not a curated record
AUGCCUUCUAGUAAAGGAAGUGGUGAGGCUGCCAUGAUAAAGUCUACGCAGACUGUUAUUUCGGUGGAUAAUAUCCCAAUAACGUCAGUCCUCUCCGGAGAUGAUAAAAGGAUUUUAGUUGAUCACCCAGUUGAUAAAGAUGAAGCAGUCAUACUUUCCUUAGGAUACAAACAAGAAUUUAAAAGAGAAUUUUCUCUUAUGACAACAUUUGCCGUUUCAUUUUCUGUUUUGGGACUUCUACCAUCUAUUGCAUCUACGCUUUGGUAUUCCUUAGCCUACGCCGGUAACGCAGGAAUUACAUGGGGCUACCUUGUUGGUAUGAUUGGUGUCUUAUGUGUUGCAUUUUCCAUGGGAGAAAUAUCGAGUGCUUUCCCGACAUCUGGUGGUUUGUAUUAUGCCACUGCCAUGUUAGCACCUCCAAAAUAUAAAGCAUUACUUUCUUGGUUAGUUGGCUGGUCCAAUUAUUUUGUCCAGGUUACUGGUGCUCCUUCCGUUGGCUAUUCGUGCGCUUCGAUGAUUCUUGCAUUAGUCCAAAUUGGAAAUCCAAAUUAUACGUAUGAAACAUGGCACUGCUUUCUUUUAACGAUUGCAAUAACCGCUGCAUGUGCUGUUAUAGCAUCCGCGCCUACUAAAUGGAUUGCUUAUAUCAACACAGCCGCAACAGCUCUUAAUUUAAUAUUUUUGUUCAUUUCUUUUAUUGUCAUGCUUGCCGGAAACAACAGAACCAGUCAGGGACUUCCACGGUUCAAUUCAAAUGGCUAUGCAUGGGAGUUAGAUAAUUUUACUGAUUGGCCUGAUGGAAUCUGUAUUCUUAUGACAUUCAUGGCUGUCAUUUGGACCAUGUCUGGCUUUGAUUCACCUUUCCAUUUAUCUGAAGAAUGUUCCAACGCACAGGUUGCAACACCUCGAGCAAUCGUGUUAACUGCAACAGUUGGUGGUUUGCUUGGUUUCGUAUUCCAACUUGCAAUGGCAUACACAAUAGUUAGUGUUCCUGAUGCUAUUAACGAUGAAUUGGGACAACCAUACAUUGCAUACUUGAAUCAAAUCAUGGAUCAGAAGAAAGUUAUGGCAAUUGGUGCAUUUGCUGUUAUACUUUCGUUUAACAUGUGCUUCUCAUGUAUGAUUGCUGCCUCAAGAGUGUUGUUUUCUUAUUCUCGGGAUAACUGCUUCCCUCUCUCACGUUACUGGUGUAAAGUUAACAAUGUCACUAGAACUCCUGUUAAUGCUGUUUGGGCUAAUUGGUUUAUUGGAAGUAUUCUUGAUAUUCUCAUGUUUGGAGGUGUUGCUAUCGAUGCCAUAUUUUCGGUUGGAGCCAUUGGCUCUUUCAUUUCCUUCACUGUUCCAACACUUUUAAGAAUUACGUAUGCUCGAAACACUUUUAAGCCUGGUCCAUGGAAUCUUGGAAAAUUUAGUGCUCCUUGCGGUACAGUGGCAUGUCUUUUCGUGUUGCUCAUGAUUCCAAUUCUUAACUUCCCUCAAUAUAGAGGUGCUGAUAAUACUCCAGAUUUGAUGAAUUGGACUGUUGUUGUGUAUUGGGGUUCUAUGUUAUUGGUUUUAAUAUGGUAUUAUGUCUAUGCUCAUAAGAUCUAUAAAGGACCUAAGAGCAACCUUGACAGGGAUGCCGUUAUUAGUGGUACUGAUGCAAAGGACGUCAUAAAUGCUGUAAUUAGCGCCAACCGAAAUGUCAAAUUUGGUCCUAAAGGUUCAGAUCCAGAAAAGAGUUCGGGACAAAUUGAUAAUAAAGAUGAUGAAAAGAAGCCGGAGAAGGUUGAAAUAGUAGGCUAG